CGCGGCCGCGUACGUGAGCGCAGUGUCCCGGAGAGGGAGGGCAGGCCGGCCAGGAAAGAGAGCAGCAUGGCCAGUGUGCUGUCCCGGCGCCUUGGAAAACGGUCCCUCCUGGGAGCCCGGGUGUUGGGGCCGCCCGGGGCUGCCCCACCUUCGGAGCCGCAGGCGGAGCUGCUGGAUGGGGUGGCUCCCCAGCCCUUCUUCACCUCUAAGGACACUUCCUGUCAGGAGCAGCCCAAGGACGUCCUCAAGGCUCCCAGCACCUCGGGCCUCCAGCAGGUGGCCUUUCAGCCUGGGCAGAAGGUGUAUGUGUGGUACGGGGGGCAGGAGUGCACAGGACUGGUGGAGCAGCAUAGCUGGGCAGAGGACAAGGUGACGGUCUGGCUGUUGGACCAGAAGUUACAGAUCUGCUGCAGAGCGGAGGAGGUGUGGCCGGCCGAGCUGCAGGGCCCCCUCCCCCAGGGGCCACUUCCGGAGCCGGGAACCCAGGCGCAAGCCUACAGGCCUGUCUCCAGGAACAUCGACGUCCCGAAAAGGAAGUCCGAGGCAGUGGAAAUGGACGAGAUGAUGGCGGCCAUGGUGCUGACGUCCCUGUCCUGCAGCCCGGUCGUGCAGAGUCCUCCUGGGGCCGAGGCCAACUUCUCUGCUUCCCGUGCGGCCUGUGACCCGUGGAAGGAGAGCGGCGACGUGUCCGACAGCGGCAGCAGCACCACCAGCGGGCACUGGAGUGCGAGCAGCGGCGUUUCCACCCCCUCGCCCCCCCACCCCCAGGCCAGCCCCAAGUAUCUGGGGGACGCCUUUGGUUCUCCCCAAACUGAUCCUGGAUUUGAAACGGAUCCGGACGCUUUCCUGUUGGAUGAACCAGCUCCACGUAAAAGAAAGAACUCGGUGAAGGUGAUGUACAAGUGCCUGUGGCCAAACUGCGGCAAAGUCCUGCGCUCCAUUGUGGGCAUCAAGCGACACGUGAAAGCCCAGCAUCUGGGGGACUCUGUGGACUCCGACCAGUUCAAGCGGGAGGAGGAUUUCUACUACACAGAAGUGCAGAUGAAGGAGGAAGCUGCUGCUGCUGGCGCCCCCACCGCUGACUCAGCCCCCACCCCCGGCGUGACCAGCCCGCCCCUCGCCAUUCUUCCACCACCUCCUCCCAAAGGCCAGCCCUCGGGCCCAGAGCACCCCGGCCUGGAAUCCUACCUGCCCUCCGGUGCUCUGAGCAAGUCAGCUCCCGGCUCCUUCUGGCACAUUCAGGCCGACCAUGCAUACCAGGCCCUGCCGUCCUUUCAGAUCCCCGUCUCACCGCACAUCUACACCAGUAUUAGCUGGGCCGCCGCCCCCUCCACGGCCUCCUCCUUCACUCCGGUCCGGAGCAGGUCGCUAAGCUUCAGCGAGCCCCAGCAGCCACCACCUGCCGUGAAAUCUCACCUGAUUGUCACGUCUCCACCCCGGGCCCAGAGCAGCACCAGGAAGGCCCGCGGGGAGGCUAAGAAGUGCCGCAAAGUGUACGGCAUUGAGCACCGGGACCAGUGGUGCACGGCCUGCCGCUGGAAGAAGGCCUGCCAGCGCUUCCUGGACUGAACCGCCCGGCCGGCUCCUCCUCGCUGCCCCUGGCCCCACGGCAGCCAGAUGACGCAAGGCAGACCCGCGAGCCCGCAGCAGACACCUACAGAUACAGCGUGGACACUGGGAGUGUGGGCUCUCUUGGCAGAGGUUUAAUACUUAAGCCCUUUUUCCCCUCCCUUGCGGGAACAUUUUAUUUUUUAAAAAGAGAAACGAACCUAUUC
Molecule: messenger RNA, 1775 nt
Organism: Eptesicus fuscus (big brown bat)
Lineage: Eukaryota; Metazoa; Chordata; Mammalia; Chiroptera; Vespertilionidae
Gene: ZNF395
Product: zinc finger protein 395
Biological process (GO): regulation of transcription by RNA polymerase II
Cellular component (GO): nucleus
Molecular function (GO): DNA-binding transcription factor activity; RNA polymerase II cis-regulatory region sequence-specific DNA binding
Source: RefSeq, a predicted model, not a curated record